AUGUCAAAAGAAUACAUAGAGUCCACCCCAGACAUAGACACAGCUUCUGAUCCCAUAAUAAAGCAACAAAAACCACCCUUAGAUUCAAGAAUAGGUAAAGAUUCUCCUUUUGUAUUUGGACAAAGAUAUUUAACUCAAGAAGAUGAUGUUUUCAAUCAUAAUGCAUGGGAUCAUGUAGAAUGGGGUCAAGAACAAAUUGAACAAGCUCAAUCACUAAUAGCUAAACAAUAUGAUGAUCCAGUCAAAGAAUUUGAUAAAAAUUUAUAUAAUUCAAAUCCAGCUAAAUAUUGGGAUAUUUUUUAUAAGAAUAAUAGGGAAAAUUUUUUUAAAGAUCGAAAUUGGUUGAAAAUUGAAUUUCCAUCAUUAUAUGAAGUAACUUCAAAAGAUUAUCAAGAGCCAACUACGAUAUUAGAGAUUGGUUGUGGUGCAGGUAAUACAUUUUAUCCUAUACUAAGUCAAAAUGAAAAUGAAAAUUUAAAAAUAUUUGGUUGUGAUUAUUCCAAAAAUGCUGUGAAAUUAGUUCGUGAAAAUAAAAUUUUUGAAGAACAACUGCAAAAGGGAAUUGCAUUUAGUUCAGUUUGGGAUUUAGCUAAUCCUGAAGGGAAAUUACCAGAUGAUUUGGAACCUAAUUCAGUAGAUAUUGUAAUUAUGAUUUUUGUAUUUUCUGCAUUACAUCCAAAUCAAUGGUCACAGGCUGUUUCGAACUUAUCCAAGUGUUUAAAACCAGGUGGACAAAUAUUAUUUCGAGAUUACGGAAGAUAUGAUUUAGCUCAAGUUAGAUUUAAAAAGAAUAGAUUAUUAGAUGAUAAUUUUUAUAUACGAGGUGAUGGUACAAGAGUUUAUUUCUUUACGGAAGAAGAGUUGGAACAAAUUUUCUGUGAAGAUGGACCAUUUGAAAAACUUAAGAUUGCUACUGACAGAAGAUUAUUGGUGAAUAGAAAAAGACAAUUGAAAAUGUAUCGAAAUUGGUUGCAAGGUGUAUUCAAAGCGAAAAAUUAA
Messenger RNA from Lodderomyces pseudojiufengensis, 999 nucleotides. It is a transcript of the gene ABP140, whose product is annotated as Abp140p. The record is from RefSeq and is a predicted model, not a curated record. The transcript has a single exon. Gene Ontology annotation, molecular function: tRNA (cytidine-N3)-methyltransferase activity. NCBI's taxonomy places the organism in Eukaryota, Fungi, Ascomycota, Pichiomycetes, Serinales, Debaryomycetaceae. Bases 1 to 999 code for a protein of 332 amino acids.